Molecule: messenger RNA, 1440 nt
Organism: Cryptococcus wingfieldii CBS 7118
Lineage: Eukaryota; Fungi; Basidiomycota; Tremellomycetes; Tremellales; Cryptococcaceae
Product: 4-aminobutyrate transaminase
Exons: 6
Coding region: 1-1440 (479 amino acids)
Molecular function (GO): transaminase activity; identical protein binding; pyridoxal phosphate binding
Source: RefSeq, a predicted model, not a curated record
AUGCCCGCAUUCAGACCAUCUCCUUCCCACCUCGCGGUUCUCCGGAGUACUGCCACCAAACCUCUCCCCCUCACCACUUCUACAGUAGGCCUCCAAGCCAUCGCCGAGAAGCACAUCACCAAGGGUCUAGGACGUCUGCGCGACCAUGUCGUCAAGGAAGGGCAGGGUUUGCGAGUCCUCACCACCGAAAAUCGAAAGCUGCUUGACUUCACCUCAGGGAUCGGAGUCACGUCUCUCGGCCAUUCCCACCCCGACGUGACAGAGGCCAUCAUUGCACAAGCCCAGUCGAUCAUCCACGUCCAAUGUGCUAUCGGCCUCUCGGAACCAUACGUCCAGCUCGUCGAGUCUCUACUCCCGAUGAUGCCAGACAAGAGUCUGGACAGCUUCUUCUUUUGGAACUCCGGUAGUGAAGCUAUAGAGGCGGCUAUCAAGGUUGCGAGGACAAAGACGAAGAGGAACAACAUCAUUGUCAUGCAGGGAGGAUACCACGGCCGCACGUCUGGAGCUGCUGCCCUGACCCGAUCCAAGACUUCUUUCUUCAAAGGUACUGGUCCUCUCAUGCCAUGUGUCUACACUACUCCCUUCCCCUAUUGGCACGCCCUCAAUCUCCCCAAAACCACAAGCGAAGAAGCCCUCGUAGAGCACGCUAUCAUCGGCCUCGAGAGCUUGCUUCAACAACAGACUGCGCCGGAGGAUACUGCUGCAAUCUUCCUCGAGCCUGUCAUCGGAGAGGGUGGAUAUGUACCUGCUCCGGUGGAGUAUGUCAGACACCUGAGGGAGGUUUGCGAUAAACAUGGGAUCAUGCUUGUUGUCGACGAAAUCCAGACAGGGUUCGGACGUACCGGUAAAACAUUUGCUAUUGAGCACUCCGACGUCACUCCCGACAUCAUGGUCUACGCCAAAGGCUUCGCAAACGGUAUGCCCAUCUCGGGUAUCGUCACUCGUAAAGAGAUCAUGGACGUCAUGCUUCCCGGCUCUCUCGGUGGGACAUACUCUGGUAAUGUUGUAGCGUGCGCCGCCGCCCUCGCCACGACCAGGUACAUGCGCUCCCACGAUAUCCUAGGCAACGUCCAAGCCCGGUCUGAGCAGAUCUUCAAGGGUCUUCGCGAGAUCCAGGCUGAUGAAGAGAAUGGAGGAUGGUUUAUUGAAGAAGUCCGUGGCAAAGGUCUCAUGAUCGCUCUUGAAUUCAAAUCCCCUUCCUCCCGGCUCACUUCCACUCCCCACCCAUCCUACCCUGAGGCCACCAUCCCUCCCAACUUGCACACCCUCGUGCAGAACGCCUGCUAUGAUCGUGGCCUUCUCGUACUGACGACAAGUAUCUACCCGGUUUUGAGACUUAUUCCGGCGUUGGUGCUGAGUGAGGAAGAGGUCAAUGAGGCGCUGGCGACUAUUCGGGAGGCUGUGAAUGAGGUUGCGAGGGGUGUGGAGGGGAAGCAGUAA